Molecule: messenger RNA, 468 nt
Organism: Ogataea philodendri
Lineage: Eukaryota; Fungi; Ascomycota; Pichiomycetes; Pichiales; Pichiaceae
Exons: 1
Coding region: 1-468 (155 amino acids)
Source: RefSeq, a predicted model, not a curated record
AUGGCCGAUUUUGCAGACCUGAAACCGAUAAUAACCAACAACAAACGAGGAAGAUAUUCUUCUAAUCGUCCAAGAGUGUUAUACGAGGAGAUAAUCGAGACACCUGAUGAGUUGAUAAUUGCUGGUAAGUCCAAAGGCCCUGAACCUAAAUCCGACGAGCAGCGCAAGUCUUCGUCCAAGUAUUUUGGGAUGGAAGACCUUUAUUAUGAGAACGAAGUUUUUGACGAGUCUCAUUGGGAAGCAAUGAUUGGGUUCACUUUGGUUAGAAUUGCUUCGCCCUUAUUCUUCAUUAUUCACUGUGCAUUCAUUCUAGGCGUGUUGUAUUACAAAUAUGGCUUCAGCAUCGACGAUCAAACUGCCAAAAUAAUGCCCCACAUAAUGUUCCCGCUUGUUUUGAAUCUGGCGGUGGUUCAUGUAUUCAACAAAUGGUAUUUCUCGGGCAGCUACUACAAAUUGAGAACACCCUGA